This is a messenger RNA of Monomorium pharaonis (pharaoh ant), 888 nucleotides long. RefSeq names its product transcription elongation factor 1 homolog. The coding region runs from base 120 to 368 and encodes 82 amino acids. The record is from RefSeq and is a predicted model, not a curated record. Gene Ontology annotation, molecular function: RNA polymerase II complex binding. Gene Ontology annotation, biological process: transcription elongation by RNA polymerase II. Lineage: Eukaryota; Metazoa; Arthropoda; Insecta; Hymenoptera; Formicidae. Gene Ontology annotation, cellular component: transcription elongation factor complex. The transcript is spliced from 2 exons.
UACAUAAACAAGCGCGACAAGCGCUGACAAGCGCGUAAGAACAUAGACGCCGAUGUCGCUACGCCGACUUUCGGAAAUUUAAAUUGGCUCAAUACGCGUAGUUUCGAAUUGUGAGUGAGAUGGGUCGACGUAAGAGCAAACGAAAGCCGCCCAGUAAGAAAAAGGCCAUUCAACCGUUGGACACACAGUUUAAUUGCCCAUUCUGCAAUCACGAGAAGUCGUGUGAGGUUAAGAUGGAUAAGUCUAGGAGCACUGCUAAGAUAACCUGUAGAGUAUGCUUGGAAGACUUUCAAACGACAAUAAAUCUGCUAUCGGAACCUUUGGACGUAUACAAUGAUUGGAUUGAUGCUUGUGAGAAUGCUAAUUGAAUGUUAAUUAUAGUUAAUAUAUAAGACAGAGAUUUCUACAUAGUCUUUAACAAAUCUUGCUAUUUUUACUUACAUUUUUAUUCACAUCGUGUUUAAAAUUUUAUUUCAUGAACAUAAAUUGUAUUUCAUACAUGAAGCUGUACUUUCUUCAAUGUAAAGAAUGCUAAAUGUGGCUAUCUCAUCACAAAACUGUAUUAAAUGUACACUUAUUACUGUUAAUAAAAGUUAAUAAAAGUUGUUAAUCAUGAAGAAGUAACAAUUUAUAGCCACAUUUAGCACUAAUAUUUAGAAAGUCUAAAUCUUAAUAACAUUGUACUAUAGAAUAUUGAAUUUUUCAAGUAUUUGCAAGUACAUGUAUUGCUUAAUUACUUUAGUAUUAAUUAUACUUUAAUAUAAAUCUAUUACUUGUAAAAUGUAUUGUAUUGUCUGUAUAUAAUUUGAUUUCUCAUGUAUGGUAAAACAGGUGACAUAAGAUGCAUAAGUAUAUACAUUAUAUUCUAUUAAAUUGUAUAAAGAGGAA